AUUGAUUUAAAAAAAUUUUGUGGUAAACCUCCAAAUAAUAUUAAUAAACCCAUAGGUAAAAUCAGCCUUUGCAUAUUUGACCAAUAAGAGGAGGCCACUGAGGCAGUAACGUUGGGAUUCAAGUGUCCUGUUAGAAAGCAAGGAGAGAUCUGCAAAAGAGAGAAUUGAUUAGGAUUGGUAGUUGGAGUUUAAUCGAAGCAAAGGGGCGAUUGAUUGCCAAAUCUGGGCUUUUGAAAAUGCCGUCUCAACGCCCACUCUUUCUCAUUUGCAUUCUCUCACUUUUAAUUCUUGUUCACUCCAAAACUCUCAAGAGAGAUGUUAAAGCUUUAAAUGAGAUUAAAGCGUCGCUUGGAUGGAGAGUGGUAUACGCUUGGGUUGGAGAUGAUCCCUGCGGCGACGGUGAUCUGCCGCCGUGGUCUGGUGUCACUUGCUCCACUCAGGGAGAUUACAGGGUUGUCACUGAAUUGGAAGUUUAUGCUGUAUCAAUUGUUGGGCCUUUCCCAAUUGCUGUUACCAAUUUGUUGGACUUAACAAGACUGGAUCUCCACAACAACAAACUUACAGGGCCAAUUCCUCCUCAAAUUGGACGGCUGAAACGUCUGAGAAUACUAAAUUUGAGGUGGAAUAAACUACAAGAUGCCAUUCCUCCAGAGAUUGGUGAACUAAAAAGACUAACUCAUCUGUCCCUGAGCUUCAAUAAUUUUAAGGGUGAAAUUCCAAAGGAGCUUGCUAAUUUACCCGAGCUUCGCUACCUAUACCUCCAAGAAAACCGUUUUAUUGGGCGUAUUCCACCAGAAUUGGGGACCUUGCAGAACCUUCGGCAUUUGGAUGUGGGUAACAAUCAUUUAGUGGGUACAAUUCGGGAACUCAUCCGAUUUGAUGGAAGCUUUCCAGUUUUGCGCAACCUCUACUUGAAUAAUAACUAUUUAACUGGAGGAGUUCCUGCACAGCUAGCAAACUUGACUAAUCUGGAAAUCUUGUAUUUAUCCUACAACAAAAUGUCUGGAGUAAUACCGGCAGCAAUUGCCCACAUUCCUAAAUUAACAUACUUGUACUUGGAUCAUAACCAAUUUUCAGGAAGGAUUCCAAGUAUAUUCUAUAAGCAUCCUUUCUUGAAAGAAAUGUACAUUGAAGGGAAUUCUUUCAGGCCAGGUGUAAAUCCCAUAGGUUUGCACAAGGUUCUUGAACUGGCUGACUCAGAUUUUCUAGUUUAGUCAAAAUUCCGAACCAUCUGUCUUGAUUACGUGCUAAAGUUGUAUUGAUCCUCUUUCGUCUUCAGAGUAUGUGGAGAGUGAGCUACAUUCUAUUUAUAUGUUCUUGUCUAGGCAAGUAGGUGUCCUGAUUUAGCACAUAUUAUGCAAUUUAAAAUUCACGAGUUGCUUUUUUAUAUAUAUAUGUUUGUAUCAAAGAUGACAUCUUGUAAGUGGAGAUGCAUUUUUCGAAUAGUACACACAAAAGUUUAAUUUCAAAACAUCAAUAUGAUUAUAGUAAAUUUGAACAUUAA
This is a messenger RNA of Mangifera indica (mango), 1504 nucleotides long. RefSeq names its product probable leucine-rich repeat receptor-like protein kinase At1g35710. Bases 237 to 1214 code for a protein of 325 amino acids. The transcript has 12 exons. The record is from RefSeq and is a predicted model, not a curated record. Gene Ontology annotation, molecular function: protein binding. NCBI's taxonomy places the organism in Eukaryota, Viridiplantae, Streptophyta, Magnoliopsida, Sapindales, Anacardiaceae.